Molecule: messenger RNA, 1143 nt
Organism: Sipha flava (yellow sugarcane aphid)
Lineage: Eukaryota; Metazoa; Arthropoda; Insecta; Hemiptera; Aphididae
Product: dnaJ homolog subfamily B member 1-like
Exons: 8
Coding region: 1-1143 (380 amino acids)
Cellular component (GO): cytosol
Molecular function (GO): protein-folding chaperone binding
Source: RefSeq, a predicted model, not a curated record
AUGGGUAUUAAUUACUAUUCAAUAUUACAGUUGAAAAGGUAUUGCACCAAAGACGAUGUUUAUAAAGCAUUUGGAAAACUAAUGUAUCAACGGACAAAAAAUAAUCAAAUCCAACCCAGUAUAGUUACGUUGUGCGAAGCGUUCGAGGUACUGUCCGACUCGUUUCGCCGAGCCUUAUACGAUGACUACGGCGAAGAAGGACUUAAAAGAGGUAUACAAUCUGGAAACGCGUCCAUCGACCCAUGGACCUAUCAUGGUAAUGCGUUGACCACAUAUUCGGAGUACUGUGCACUUACAAAUCCAAUAUCUAAUUUAAUCAUUAAAUCAAACGGUUCCGUGUCAAUAUCGCUCAAGGAAAAUAGAGUUUCACCCGACGUCGUACAUUUACGUCUUAAAUUAACAUUGAACGAAGUUUUUAGCGGAUCGACGAAACUAAUCGAGGUGAACAGAAAAUCAAUGCGGAUUGACGACUCGACAUCGGAAGAAAUGCUUGUUAAAGUCAACGUACCACGUGGGUUGCCUGCAGGAGCAACAAUACAGUCUAUGGUAUCAAAAGUCAAUAACGGACUCGAAAUCAAAACAUUAUACGUUUUUACAACGGAGGACAUACCUCACAAAGUUUUCAAAAGAGACAUAACAAAUUUAAUCAUGGUUAAAACAGUUUCGUUAAAACAAGCGUUUUUUGGUACUAAAGUGAACAUCAACACGUUGGACCAUAAAGUCUUAAGAGUGAAUAUCACACAAGUUAUCACCGAUGAUUAUGUGAAAAUAAUUCAUAACGAAGGGAUGCCAGAUGUAAACGAUCCAACUGUACGUGGUGAUAUAAUUAUAAAGUUCGAUAUAGUUUAUCCAAUUUAUUCGCCAUUUGCUGAUCAAACAAUAUGUGAAAUUUAUAAUUCAUAUAUCGAAUUGCUAAUUGAUUGUGUGAUUGCGAUAACGUUGAUUAAGGAACCAGUCAAAGUAGUGACACAAAUUUCGUUGAACCACGGAAACCCUCCAAGAAUAUCCCACAAUGUACUAACUGUCAAAGAUUUUCCCAUACCAAAAAGUUUAGCCAUUUGCCAUCAAGGUGUGUCAAAUGUGCUGGUGAUCAUCAUUACAGUUAAUGUCAGAAAUCAACAAAAGUCCCCCAAAAUGCGUUAA